AAACCAGAUAUGUACCUUAUCCACUCCCAUAAACAGAAUCUUGCCAGUUCUACCUUAUCUAUAUAUUCAUGUCAGUAAGUAACCAAACAACUCAAUACAAAGUAUUUUGCUCCAAAAACCAGCUUUACCAAAUGCAGGCAGCCUUAAGCUUAACACCUUCACCCCUCUCCAUAGCCUUAGUGACACCCACCAAGACUUUGGCUCUGCCAUGGAAGUCCAUGCUUAAAACGCAGACUCCUCGAUGUUCCCCGAUAAAAGGAACACCUGUUGCACAGGACAACUCCACUGUUGAUUACAGCUCCAUGUCCUCUGUUUUUCCAGCUGAGGCAUGUGAGACGAUUGGAGGAGAAGCUUGUGAUGUUGAGAUGUACCCUGAAGUGAAGCUAGAGCCGCCAGAAGCUCAAGGCACCAAGGCUAUGGCUGAUUCAGAGCAGAUUGACAGAGAAUACCUGGAGUAUAAUAGUCCCAAGACGGUCUUCUUAGGAGAGGCUUGUGAUGAUCUUGGAGGAGAAUUCUGUGAGCCCGAGUACCAGACAGGAGUCCAUUAAUUCCUAAUAGCUGUUGAAUAAUGAUCCUGAUUUUGAAGCUAUCAUGAACUUAUUUUUCCGUAGAGUAAUGGCAAUAGUCUAAACAUUUUAAGGAAAUUCAUCUCGCAAAGACUGCUGGUUGAGGUCGGGACAAAAGGAAAAAAACCCUGUUAUAGAAAACACUGUUUUUCUCUCUUACCAAACAUACUAUUUGUACAAAUCAACAUCACCAUUCCACAAUUCAGCCGAGUAAAUGCUGUCAUUAGAAUCGGCUACCAUAAUGGAUUAUAACCAUCACUGCCUCUACUGCUUCCUUCACGGCCCUAGCUUAUGUUAUUUUUAUCAUUUCUGAGAUGCAAUUUUACAGAAAUCUAUGCAUGAUGAUCCCAACUUUGCAUCAACAGAGAUAAAAGAGGGUAGGAAACAAGUUCAGAUCAGCAGAUAUUGCCUUUUAUAGUGAAAGGUAGUUACUAUUGAGCUUUAAAAAAGGCAGGGCCUUACAAAUUGGCAGUGUAGUUUACCAAAAACCAGAAUAGAAGAAGUGAAAGUACAUUUCAGUUAAAAAACUCGUUUGUUUAAGAUCUGAAAACGUGAUCUCAAGGAGACAUAAUGACAACAAUGGGUAUCAACUAUAAAAUACCCUAUGAAGGCACAACUUGAAUGUACAUCAGAUCAACAUGUUAAUCAAUAAAAUUGCAGAUUUCAUUGAGUAUGGACA
Molecule: messenger RNA, 1245 nt
Organism: Theobroma umbraticum
Lineage: Eukaryota; Viridiplantae; Streptophyta; Magnoliopsida; Malvales; Malvaceae
Product: light-regulated protein 1, chloroplastic-like
Cellular component (GO): chloroplast
Source: RefSeq, a predicted model, not a curated record